GAUAAGCGAUGCGAAGCGAAGUGAAAUUGUUAUCGAAAGAAAUGAAAAAUCUUUUAUGGGAUGGGAAUCCAAACAUACAAAAUUUGGAACUAAAUAUAUAUUUAUCCAAUUAAAUAAUCUAAGAUAUAACAUAUUUUUGUGAUUUGAAAAUUUUGUAGUCAAUCAUAAAAAAGAAACCUUUUCUAAAGGUUUUGAACCCUGAAUAACAAGUUAUUAACGCUACAGAUUUGACGACUAUUUCAUUAUGUUUAUUUAUAUGAGUAAAAAGAUAGCUAUACCAAAGCAGUCAAAUGUCACAUGCCUAGCAUGGAACCACUCUUCUGGAUACAUAGCAGUAGGGGGUGAAGAUGGAAUGCUCAAAGUACUGAAGUUAGAAUCUGGAGGCAGUGGAAAUCUUUCAAUGAAUCUAAGCUUGGAAGGUCACACAGGCCAGCUCUGUGUUGCUGUUUGGAAUGAAGUUUUUCAAAAACUGACAACAAGUGAUGAACAUGGUGUUAUUAUUGUGUGGAUGUUAUAUAAGGGAUCUUGGUAUGAAGAAAUGAUAAACAACAGAAACAAAUCUACUGUCACAAGUAUGGCAUGGGGUUCAGAUGGUCAAAAAAUAUGCAUAGCAUAUGAGGAUGGUGCUGUCAUAGUGGGAUCUGUGGAUGGAUCCAGAGUUUGGGGCAAGGAUAUCAAAGGGCCUGGUUUAGCAGCUGUGCAGUGGUCACCAGACAAUUCACUGCUUCUGUUUGCACUCACUAAUGGGGAACUACAUUUGUAUGAUGAACAAGGAAAUUUUACUAUGCCUGUUGCGGUUAACGGAGUGUCAGGAUCAAUGGAAAUUAUCUCAAUGGACUGGUAUGCGGGUGUCGCUCCUACCAACAGACCCGUGCUGGCUAUAUGUUACAAAAAUGGAUCUAUUAUUCUUAUGAAAAACUGCAUAGAAGAAGAUAGUAUUGUGGUUGAAACUAACAUGCUAGCUGCGGACUGCCACUGGAACCAUAAUGGUACAAUUUUAGCUGCAGCCGGUUGCACAGCAGACCAAACCAAUGUUGUACAGUUUUUUAGUGCCUAUGGAGAGCAUGUUCGUACUCUGCGUGUCCCUGGUGGCGCCCUACGAGCUUUGUCUUGGGAAAAGAGAUCUCUACGCUUAGCUAUAGCCAUUGACUCUUUUAUAUACUUUGCGAAUGUGAAGCCUGACCAUAAAUACGCUUUUUAUGGAAACACCCUUGCUUUUGUUUCUGGAACUGAAACAGUGACGUUUUGGGAUACAGUUACAUAUCAGUCUUGGGUCAACCACAUACCAAACGUCGUGGACAUGUGUGGCUUGGGUGAAUACUGUGUUAUAUCUGCAUUGAAUACACUUAUUAUUUCAAAUGAACAAGGAAUCCAAUGUGAUGCAAAGGCCGUUUCCAUUCCCGUAAUGUACGUGACAAUCAACUCCAAGGCGGUGGUGGUAGCUGCUUCGAAAGAAUCAUUUCUUAUUUGGAAGUUUUCUACGCCAUCACGACCUAGGAGUACAGAGCAGCUGUACCAUGCUGAUGGGUCGCCGAUAUCGUCGGAUAUAGGAUACCAGGAAGACACGAUUUGCUGCAUAACAUGCUCGGACACACAUUUGCUGGUGGGGCGAGACUCUGGCGUGAUUCUAUUGUUCUCUCUGGUCAAUUUCAAAAAGAUUACCUCCAUCAACAUGAAUUCGAAACCCUAUAAAAUGGGUUUAAAUUCAAAUUCUAGCAAAUUCUACGUGAUCGAUCAGUCCGGCGCCCUAUACUUGCUGGACACGGACAUGGCCAACAACAUCAGCGUGGGGCCGGCGCUCCGCAAGGACGUGUGGGGCGCGCGGUGGGCGGCCGACAACCCGCGCCUGCUGGCCGUCGCGGAGAAGGCGCGCCUCUACGUGCUGCGCGACGCCCAGCCCGAGGAGCCGCUCGCGGGGCAGGGAUACGUGUGCCAGUUCAAGGAAUUAGAAAUUACUAUGGCUUUAUUGGAUAACAUAACCGAUAAAUGUACACCGCAACAUAUAGUGAGAGUUGAAGUGAAAUCGUUGAGAGACACUCGUCAACUUAUAGAAAAGGUCGGCUUGAAGGAAGCCGAAAAUUUCAUAAAGGACAAUCCGCAUCCACAGUUAUGGUUAUUGUUAGCGGAGGCGGCUUUGAAGAAUUUCGAAGAAGAGUCCGCAUUGGAGACGGCCGAGGCGGCUUUCGUGCGCCGCAACGACUACGCCGGAAUCAGAUUCGUGGCUAGGCUGAACGCCCUGCAUUCCAAUGCUCUGAAAAAAGCAGAAAUACUGGCCUACUUUAAAGAUUUCGAUGGGGCGGAAAAAAUAUAUCACAAUGAAGAUAGACGCGACUUAGCAAUAGCAUUGCGUAAACGCCUGGGCCAUUGGUUCCGAGUGGUGGAACUGUUGAAGAUGUCUGCUAGCACCACCGAAGCUCAAAUAAAACAGGUCUACAGCAAUAUUGGCGACUACUACAUCGAUAGGCAGAAUUGGUCUGGCGCUGUGGAAUAUUAUUCACUGUCAAAUAAUACAGAGGGAUUAAAGAAAUGUUACAUGGCUCUAGAAGACAACGAAUCAUUGGCAAAGCUUUUUACAGGAUCGUCUAAACCAUCUAAGGACGGGCAAACAAAGCAUAACUUGGCAGAAUCUGGCGAAAGUUUUACUGAGACGCCUUCAAUUCAAGGCAUUAUACAGCUAAAGGAGACGGGAAGGAUGUUACAGGCAGCUGCUAUGGCUUUUCAGUUGGCUAACAGUGAAGCAGCUGCGAAAGCAUCUCCAGUUCGAUUAAAGAAAUUAUAUAUCUUGGCGGGGCACUUAUACAGUCAGAACUCAGUAGAUGGUGCGAAGAGUCGCGAGGCGGUGCGCAGUUACCGCCUGGCGAGCGCGCAGCACUGGCUGGCGGGCAGCGCGCGCCGCGCGGGCCCGGCGCGGCCCGACGCGGCGCUCCGCUUCGCGGCGAGGCUGCGCCAGUGCGCGCCGGACCUGCAUCCCUCGCAACACGUACAGGUUUGGUGUACAAUAGCGGCCAUAGCCAUCCAAGCAAGAGCAUUUGAAUUAUGUUCGAAAGCAUUUAUUAAACUGGAAGCCUUAGAUCCCAAUACAUUUGAAAAUUUGGCAAUAGAGAUUUUUACAAGAUGCAGGCCCAAAGAUGUUAAAGGAAAUAAGAUCGACUGCCCUGAUUGUCAACUUAGUAUUCCGGAAUGGAGCACGUCGUGCGGCGGGUGCGGGCGCGCGUUCGCUGUGUGCGCGGUGUCGGCGCGCGCGCUGCUGCCGGCGCCCGCGUGGCAGUGCCGCGCGUGCGGCGCGUGCGCGCAGCAACACGAGCUCGUGCUGCGACACACCUGCCCCAUGUGCCGCGCGCCGCUCGACUGAACCGCAGCCGCUUAAAAACUCAUCCUCCAUGAAGCUAUACAUAAAAAUGUCCGUGUUAACAUAUAUUUUGAUAAAAAGAAAUCGGUCUCCCAGCUACCGAGUUUUUUUGUUUCGAAUAACAUCAAAAACUCCAAAGUAAUGUUUCUGUAGUAAAAAAAGAACUGCAUGUAGUUGAUAAUCGAACUUGGAACGCGAAGGUGAUAGGCAAAUAUGCUGACCCUGUACCAAAAUUGCGCAGCGCGGGCGGUGUCGAAAUUGUCGAACCUCAUAUAUAAGAAAAUAUUAUAGAUAUAGAAUAAUAUUGUCAAAGUGUAAAUAUACAUAAAAGUGUUGCGAUAAUAGGUACAGUGCAAUUUACAUCGCUUAUUCUGCAGUUUUCUUUGCUCAUAUUUCAAGAAAUGUGCAUUUAUAUUUUGUGAGUUCAAUAAACAGUUUGUAUGUUUAUUUGUACCAAUCCAAAUUAUAUCCUUUGUAAUGCGAAAUUUAUUUUGGCGAAUUUGAGUAAAUUUAAUAUGUCACCUUCGUAUUUCCAAUAACACGCAAACGGAGUUGCGAGCAACAGCUUGUAUAUAAUAAAUGCUUACCUUGAGUGUUACAGUGUUGCACACUAUUGAACUUAAUUGUCCGUAUGGGAAAUAAAAAUUAAUGCAAGAAUUUGGUUGUGUCUAUGUAAUGAACUAGUUGUGUAUAACCAGUUGAUCCACGCAACGAGGAAUACGUGUUUCCGUCCAUGAAGGUAUAAGUAGUUAAGUUUUAUUACAAUAAGUAUAUUUUUAAAAGUACUUUGGUUGAUUACUCGUAAAACUUGUUCUUAGCACUUUUUAAUUAAUAAAAUAAUAAAUGCAGGGAGUCAAUUUCCAAAAGUAAUGGAGCCAGUAAAUGUAAAAUAAAAUAUACUAGAAAUAUUCUAAAUAUUUAUUUCUGAGGGGUUUACAACUUCAAAUUUCGCAAUAUGAAUGAGCAAAGAACAUCUAUUGUAUACUGUGACUAGACAAUUUUAUACUGUAAAACUGUGUGAAUAUGCAAAUAUUUAUACAACAUAAUAGAUGCACUUCUGCAAGUGUAAUACUUGUUUGAAAAUUUGACUUUGAUGUUUUCAACAAAAUAAUCUAAAUAACCUGCCUUUUGUAGUUGGAUAUAAAUGGAGCCAGCGCUGAUGGUUCAAUCACUCAUUGCCAAGCCUUUAUUGGAAUAAUUCAAAAGCUUUAUAAUUUCUUUACAUUACUAAUCAUUUAAUUUGUACAAAUCUUAAAUCUUGAUG
Messenger RNA from Amyelois transitella, 4613 nucleotides. It is a transcript of the gene Oseg4, whose product is annotated as WD repeat-containing protein 35. The coding region runs from base 245 to 3352 and encodes 1035 amino acids. The record is from RefSeq and is a predicted model, not a curated record. The transcript is spliced from 22 exons. Gene Ontology annotation, biological process: intraciliary retrograde transport; protein localization to cilium; non-motile cilium assembly. Lineage: Eukaryota; Metazoa; Arthropoda; Insecta; Lepidoptera; Pyralidae. Gene Ontology annotation, cellular component: intraciliary transport particle A; non-motile cilium. Gene Ontology annotation, molecular function: protein binding.